AAGAAUCCUUGUCUGAACGGGGGAAUGUGCUACUCCAUGUGGGAUGACUUUACCUGCACCUGCCCACCCAGCACAGCAGGGCGGCGCUGUGAGGAGGUCAGGUGGUGCGAACUGUCCCCUUGCCCCAUGGAUUCAGAGUGCAGGAUGCUGAACCAGGGCUAUGAAUGUUAUUCCAAUGCAACCUUCCUGAAUGACAGCACCGUGCUGUCCUUCAGGGGAAACGGACAGAUUUCCCGCAACCUGACCAACCUCUCCCUGAACCUACGCACACGGAGGCGUAACACGGCCAUCCUGCACGCAGAGAAGGGCUCUGCAUUCAUCACGGUCUCUGUCCAGGACGGUUUCCUCUUCAUGGAGCUUCAGAGUGCCACCACUGUGGGCGACAGUGAGGAAGAGGCCAUCUCUACAGUCAGCCUCAGCAGCCAGACGAGCGUCAGUGAUGGAGAGUGGCACAGUGUCCAAGUGUUCAUGUCGGCACCGUGGGCUCACGUCUCCCGGUGGACUCUAGUGCUGGAUGAAGAAAUAGAGGCAGCCAGCACUUCCAGGAGCCGAGCAGGCAACAUAGACUUCCUGAAGCAGGGGGUGGACAUCUUCCUGGGGGGCCUGUCUCCUGAUUCCGGCUGGUCCCUGGCUGGAUGUUUGGGCACAGUGGAGCUGGGUGGCAUAGCCCUGUCUUACUUCAGCUCCUCUGACGUGAACUUCCCACGGCUGCAGGAGGAGCAGUUCAUCCAGACAUCUUUGCACCCACCGCUCCUGGGCUGCGGUGGGGCCCCCGUGUGCCGGCCCAACCCCUGCCUGAACGGAGGGGAGUGCCAGGACCACUUCAACACCUACAACUGCAGCUGUGCCGAGGGCUGGGCCGGGAGACGCUGCGACUUCUUCACCAACACCUGUGCUUCCGGUCCCUGCGUCCACGGCAACUGCAGUGUGAACGGGCCGGCCUACGAGUGCACCUGUGAGUUUGGCUACGCGGGAGUGGACUGUGACGAGGAGGUGGACAUAUGUGAAGACCACCUGUGUGCACACGGGGGCACCUGUCUGCACGGGCCGGACAGAUACGCCUGCCUCUGCCCUGAGAACUACACCGGACCCCUUUGCAAUGAACGCAUUGAAGAGAUUCCGUGGUACAUUGUUGUCAGAAAUGUACGACCCAAGCUGCCCGUGUCCGUGUGCGGCGAUGACACCAGGAACUACACCUGCUUCAACGGAGGCAACUGCACCAACCGAGAGCUGUCAUGUGACUGUCCGCCAGGCUUCGGUGGACACCGGUGUGAGCAGGAGGUGGACGAGUGCCAGUCCAACCCCUGUCUGAACGGAGGCUACUGCCGCAACCUCAUCAACAAGUUCGUCUGCAUGUGCGACAUGAGCUACGCGGGAGACACGUGCCAGAUGGACGUAAGCGACAUUUACUUUUACGUGGCGUUGCUGCUGUGGCAGAACCUCUUCCAGCUGCUUUCCUACCUCAUCCUCAGGCUGGACGACGAGCCGGAGGUGGACUGGGGAGGAAACGACUGA
Paralichthys olivaceus (Japanese flounder) is the source of this 1515-nucleotide messenger RNA. The record is from RefSeq and is a predicted model, not a curated record. NCBI's taxonomy places the organism in Eukaryota, Metazoa, Chordata, Actinopteri, Pleuronectiformes, Paralichthyidae.